Molecule: messenger RNA, 213 nt
Organism: Paracoccidioides brasiliensis Pb18
Exons: 2
Coding region: 1-213 (70 amino acids)
Source: RefSeq, a predicted model, not a curated record
AUGGCAAGUAUGGGGCUCAUUGUGGGGUCUUCAAUCGUGAAUCCAACUGGGCAUACAAUUGCGAAAACAAUGGGGACAGGGGAUAAGGUGAUUGUGGCAGAUAUCAAUCUUGCGAUUUGCAACAUGGAAAAGAAGACGGUUUUCGAUUUUGACCGGCAUAGUAGAAUUGAGGUGGAACUAUGGCAUCAUAUCAUCGCAGACGGGAGUGGUUGA